AUGCUCAAGAGAGCAAUCGACACGGUGAACCAUGCCGACUGGACCGCGCGGGUGUGUGACGGCUUCGCUGCCUUCUACUUGUGGCCGUGCAUGGAUGCAAGUCAACACAUCCUGCUGCACAGGUGCAUGGGGGCGCUUCUCCAGCGGGCGGCAGACGCCGUUUUCAUUCAACGCCGGGUGGCUCUCAUGUUUGACUCGGCCGCCCUCUCUGACCCCCGCGACCGGCAUGCUCUUGCCAUGGGGCUCGGCACUUCCACCCUACCUGGGCUCAUGCUUGACUCGGCCGCCCUCUCUGACCCCCUCGACCGGCACGCUCUUGCCAUGGGGCUCGGCACUGUGAGUCCCUCCUUUGCUCUUACUUGGGUCUUGAUUCCCUUUGCAUGCGGUGCAUCUGGAUGUGGUGUUGGGUCACCUUGGGGCAAAGUCCUAGACUCGACUCCUACUCCGUCUGCAACCUUCAGCACUCAACCCCCUGUGUCUCCUCGCUUCUCAUCUUUGCCUCUCAACGUCCUCUCUCCCUGCCUCCAGGUGGCAGCGGUGCAUCUCGAUGUGGUGGCAGCGGUGCAUCUCGAUGUGGUACUGGCCACCUUGGAGCAAGUCCUGGACUCCUAUUCCGUCUCCAAUCUGCAACGCAUAUACCAGUUUGUCAAAACCCUUGGUUCUCAAUCCGCCAUCUUCAUCCCCAAAACCUCCUCCUCCGCUUCCACCUCCUCCUCCUCUGCUUCCACUGCUCCCAAGCUCGCUCUCCCGCCUCUCGAGCGCCUAUUCAAGAAGGAGACUGCCACGUCAGCAGCUGCUGACUUCCUCCGGGACCCGCUGAUGCAUGAUGACGAUGCAAACGUGUUUGCUCCCUUAGCUGCUGUGACGUCCCUCCCAGCCAAGACAGCCGUGGUUCAAUCCAUCCUCACACUCGCCUCUGCUGCUAUCUUCCCUCUUAUGCCCUUGACAUCCCUCCCAGCCAAGACAGCCGUGGUUCAAUCCAUCCUCACACUCGCCUCUGCUGCUAUCUUCCCUCUUAUGCCCUUGACAUCCCUCCCAGCCAAGACAGCCGUGGUUCAAUCCAUCCUCACACUCGCCUCUGCUGCUAUCUUCCCUCUUAUGCCCUUGACAUCCCUCCCAGCCAAGACAGCCGUGGUUCAAUCCAUCCUCACACUCGCCUCUGCUGCUAUCUUCCCUCUUAUGCCCUUAACGUCCCUCCCAGCCAAGACAGCAGUGGUGCAAUCCAUCCUCACUCUCGCAUCUGCUGCUCUCGCUGCCCCUCUACCAGCUCUCACCACCCCUCCACCGCCCCAUUCAAAUGCUUACCCAUCUUCCCAUUUAGCCUCGGCGGUCACUCCACUGCUUUGCGUUGACGACUCACCAUUGGCUGAGCGUGUGAAAGAAGGAGAGAGAGGAGUGGGGAGAGGAGGAGAAGGAGCGGGGAUAGGUAUAGUGGAUGUGGAGGGGAGGGUUGGAGGAGAGGGGAGGGAGGAGUCAGAGGGGUCUAGCUCAAGUGGAUCGGACACCCUCAACCCCACCACUCUCCUAUCCUCUGCAUUCCCGUCAAACACCACUCCACCCAGUAGCACCCAUCCCAACCCAGCAGCACCGCUUCAAACCCAAGCAGGCAGCAAGCCUGGUAGUAAGCCCAGCAGCCGGCCUUCCAGCAAGCCUGGCAGCCAGCCAGGGAGCCCUGGCCCCCGGACAAGAGGAAAAUCAAACCUGGGCGGUGCAGCAGGAGGAGGGGAGAGAGGAGGAGGAGAGGACGGAGAGGGAAGAGAGGGAGGAGAGGGGGGAAGGGAAGGAUUGGGGCAACAGGAGAGAGGAACCGGAGAGGCGGAAGCAGCAUCAGCAGUGGAGGUAGUGGCAUUGUCACAGCAGAGGGUUCUGACGGCAUACCUGGCAGUGUGUGCCCAGUUCCAUGUGCUGGCGCUAGGGGAGCAAGGGCUGCCAGACUGUUGUCAAGAAGAAGUGUGUGGGUUCCUUGCGGCCAGCAGUGGUGGAGUGCGGUACACCGAAAGACAGCAAGGGCAACCCCUCCCAGCGCGCCCCUCUCUCAAUCCCAGCCAUCACGUGGCUGUUGUUCUGCCCGUAUGUACCAACGCACUCUCUCAGCUUCCUCCCCCCCUUCGCACCAACCUCCCCCCCUCUUCUCAGAGGAACCCCUCCCAGCGCCCCCCUCUCUCAAUCUUGGCCACCACGUGGCCGUCGAAGCAACCCCCCCCAUCACGCCCGUCUCUCAAUCUCGGGCAUCACGUGGCUGUCGUUCUUCCCUUCUGUGCCAAUGCCGACCCCACACUGCAACUGCUCGGCUGCAAGAUUGUUCUGUUACUCCUAACCACAGCUGUCGCCCUCUCCUCUCCACCUGAGGCCUCCUGCGUUUCACCUGACAACCCACCUGAGGUUUCAUCAGAGUCAGUCCAUUCCCCGCCCGCCUCUCCCUCCUCCUCUCUGCCUGUCUCCACUCACCCGGCCACCCACCAAUUAGAGGAAACCACCGAAACCAGCAGCCAGCAGGAGGAGCAACCAGCAGCAUCAACAGCAACAGCAGCUGCUGCUGCUGGUCCCAGCGCUUCUUCUGAAUCUCCUUCCUCCAAUUCCCCCUCUCAACCGACCUACGCCGCCCUCCUUGCUGCUCUGGAAGCGAAGGUCUCUGCAGCAGCGUCGCAUCAGGUUGGGAUGUUGGAGGGGGCAGAGGAGCAACUGGCAGUUCUGUUUGACUCUGCUGUGGAGUGUGUUGCACAUGUACUGACGGCAGAUGAGAUGAGUGCUACUGCUGGCAGCAGACGCGUUUCUCCACAUCACUUGCGCUGGUCACUCCCCCAACUCCACCAACACUCCUUCAGCCACAUCUGCAGCCGCAUGGGAAACCUCGCAGAACCAGGAGCGGCAAGCACGGGAAGAGGGGGCAGAGGGUCCAGCGACCCUGAUCACUUGCAGGGUGCAGCAGCAGCGGAGUGUGAGUACGUGGGGAGUGUGGUCUGCUCUCUGGCGGCUUCCUGCGACCCCGCUGCCCUGUUCCGCUGUGUGCUACAACAUGUGGAAGAAACUUCUGGGAAGCUGCCGGCGCUUGAAGAGCUUGUAGCGGAGAUCGCUCGGCACCCCUCGCUGGGCCCUCAGCUGUUCCACCUGCUUCUGCCGAAGCUCAUUCCUGGCUUCGAUCCGAUUGGUUUGGCCAACUUGCGUCAAGCAGCACAGCCACAAUCGCUGGUGCAGCAGCUAGGGGGUGAGGAGUCAGCAGAGCCAGAAGGGGCUGGAGUAGCACGGGUUGCAGCAGCAGCAGCAGCAGCAGCAGCAGGCGUUCUAACAGAGGGGCGGCAGGACGAGUCUGCUGCAUCAGCAGCAGCGGAACAGGCACAGCUGGGGCAAGCUGUAUCUGAAGCUGCUGCUGCCGGCGCUGCUGCUGCUGCUGCUGCUGCUGGUGCUGCCACCGCUUCGCUCACUUUUGAUCCAAGCGCUACAGUUGCAGCUGCUAUGGUUGCCGCUGCCUCAAACGCAGGAAGGGCAAGGAGUGCAGGGAGUGGGGGGAGUGCAGGCAAGCCCUUCAUCUACUCGUCUGGCUCCAAAGCAGCCAUUCGAAUGCUUGGGAUCAUGCUCAGGCACCCAUCACCCAACCUCAAGGAAGCAGCACUGCCCUACACCAUCCCCACAGUCCACACCCUGCACCUACUGCUCUGUGCUCUCGCCAUUGACACCAUCGCCUCCCACCCGGAGGCUGCACUCUCCUCCACCGGUCCCCUCAGCAAGAGGAUCAACGAUGCCAUCACAGCAGCAGAUGGAGGCCUCUGGUCCAGCGACCCUUUCCUGCUGGUGUAUGGCGUUCUGCGCUCGGUGGCUCAAUUCUUCGACCACCAGCCGCUCAUCGAGGCCCUCGAGACCUUCGCACCCGAGAACGUGAUUCAGGAGGAGGGUAACAGAAAAAAUGGGAGGAGUGGAAUCGACGUGACAGUGGGGCAGCUGUCGGUGCUUUGCAGGCUGGUGGCGGCCCUUGUGGGAGCCAUGCUGACUGUGGGGGAGCAGGGUGAUGAGGUGCUCUCUGUUGAGGCGUUUCUCUCCCAAGCCGUGGAGUGUGCUAGUGUAUACAAGUCCAUCACAGACGCUGCUCUCAUAUGCCACGCCAUGAGCGUGGGGUGGAGAAAGGACGGUUCUGAUUUGGAGGCGACAAUUGCAUGGCAGCUGGAGCGCUUCCAGGAAGCUUCCUCUGCUGCUCGAGCUGUCGUCCUGCUAACACUAUCGAAGCCCCUGUCCUCCUCGUCCCCACCCUCCUCCGUGGCUCAUCGCAUUCUUUCAACAGCUGCUCUCUCCCUGCAAGACCCAAGCGCCAUGGUCUCUCUCGCUGCUACCAUCUGCACGCACCAGUGUCUCUCCCAGUGCGACUUCCUAGCCAAUCAGGCGCUGCCAGCGGCCACCAUCCUCCAAUCAGCGCGAGCCAUCAUGGCCCAGGCUGCAGCAGCGUGGAUGACAGGCGCGUUGGCAAACAGGCUUGGCAACGCUCUUACUUCUCACUUCCUCUCCCCUUGCUCCUUCCAGAAGGACCGUGCGCCCCAGGCCCAGGCUGCAGCAGCGUGGAUGGCAGGCGCGUUGGCAAACAAUCUCCUGAAGCAGCAGCAGCAGCAGCAGCAGCAGCAGCAGCAGCAGCAGCCCAGCAGUGGGGAUGAGUGCACGGAGCAGCCCACAGCAAGCAGUGCAGAAUGUUCCAGCUUGGAGCGGCAGGAUCUUCAACCCGAGGUCCGGGAGACAAUGGCAACCUUCUGGUUCUUGUCGGCGCAUCAACCGGACCUAGUCACAAGUGCAUGCAAGGCUUCCUCUUUCUGCCUGGCUCGGCUACUUUCGUCCGAACAAAGCACUGAGUGCACCCACCAACCGUUGUUGGAAUCGGGUCUCUUCACCAGGAGCUUCUACCAGUUCCUCUCACAUGACUUUGUAACGAGUUUCGACGCUUACACUGGGUUCGCAUUGGAA
This is a messenger RNA of Closterium sp. Naga37s-1, 4941 nucleotides long. Lineage: Eukaryota; Viridiplantae; Streptophyta; Zygnematophyceae; Desmidiales; Closteriaceae. The record is from the annotation of a GenBank genome assembly.